UAGGUUAUGCUCUGACCAGCAAUGAUAGAUUAAAUUAACCUGAUGAAGAUAACAAAUUUAGCAAAAAAAAAAAAAGCAAUGGAAGUGAAUCGAGAGAAGCAAGACAGAGAAGGGACGCUAAAUCAGCCACCGCAAAUGACACCGAUGAAGCCGGUGACUCAUGAAGCCUAUGGCGGCGGAAUGUAUGGAAAUGACGAUCAAGGACAACAGAUAAUUAGCAAUAAGAAGCCGGCCAGUGACUCCCAAAGUGCUGAUGGACCCGUAGAGAAGGCCGCCGAGCCCAAGAACAAAGCCCCACCUUCCACUGGUGAUCGUGAUCUUGAUAUCACCGGCCAGUCAUACAUCCAGUAAUUUCUUCUGUUGGAAGUUUGGACAAGCUUUGUAUAUUAUAGUGGG
Mercurialis annua (annual mercury) is the source of this 396-nucleotide messenger RNA. RefSeq lists its product as uncharacterized. Lineage: Eukaryota; Viridiplantae; Streptophyta; Magnoliopsida; Malpighiales; Euphorbiaceae. The transcript has a single exon. Bases 43 to 351 code for a protein of 102 amino acids. The record is from RefSeq and is a predicted model, not a curated record.